CGAGCCUGACGGCGUCGUCGCAGCAGAUCAGGAGACUUCGGCUCCGCUUGGAGGAACAUCGCCAGACUGUAUGGUGGAGAGCCGUUUCAUAUUUUUACCUUUUUCUGGGGACCGGCUGUAUGAUUAAGCUACAAUCUUCAAUGAGUAAGCAUAUCCCACAGUUCUGUGGUGUUCUGGGUCACACAUUUAUGGAGUUUCUGAAGGGCAGUGGGGACUACUGCCAGGCUCAGCACGCUGCCUAUGCAGACGAGUGAACAGCCAAACUCGCCAUCGAUCCGACGCACUUGAGCCACAGGAGGGACCCCGGAAAGUUGGCAGGACCGGGACGCCUCCCAGAACCAGCGACAACUCGGCCUGGAUGGGGUAACUCCACCCGCUGCACACUGCCCUCGUCGGCUUCCGCCUGGCCAGAAUCAAGGUGGAACCAGCCUUGUUUUUUUUUCUUCCUUUUCUUUUGUUUUAUUCCAAAGGAGAGGGUUUUGAGUUGUUUUCUGAUUGUCCGCCCUUUUUUCGGCCGCUAGCUCCCUAAAUUUCCACAUUUGCCCGUCGCAACCUUCGUUUUUAUUUUUUUGCCAACCUCGAAGAAGACCGGAGGAUUUCUGUUUCUGGGUUUCUAAAAGCUCAUCAGACAUUUUUGUUUGACAUUCCCUCCGAGUUCAACUAAGUGUUUACAUUAGUGUUUUUACUCUGUGGAAGACUUUUGUUAUUUUUUUACGUUGUCACCAUGGCUCGUAUGAACAGACCAGCCCCUGUGGAGAUCACCUACAAAAACAUGAGGUUCCUCAUUACCCACAAUCCCACCAACGCCACCCUGAACAAGUUCAUCGAGGAGCUGAAGAAAUAUGGAGUCACCACCGUUGUGAGAGUUUGUGAGGCCACCUAUGAUGCCACCCUGGUGGUCAAAGAGGGAAUCCAAGUUCUGGAUUGGCCGUUUGACGACGGAGCUCCCCCCUCCAACCAGAUCGUGGAUGAUUGGCUGAACCUGCUGAAGCUGAAGUUCAGGGAGGAGCCCGGCUGCUGCAUUGCUGUCCACUGUGUGGCAGGACUGGGGAGAGCUCCUGUUCUGGUCGCGCUAGCCUUGAUUGAAUGUGGGAUGAAAUAUGAAGAUGCUGUCCAGUUCAUUCGACAGAAGCGUCGAGGAGCGUUCAACAGCAAGCAGCUGUUCUACCUGGAGAAAUAUCGUCCAAAGAUGCGCCUGCGCUUCAAAGAUUCCAACGGCCAUCGCAAUAACUGCUGCAUCCAGUAGAGCCAAACCCUGAGCCACGCCAGCCCCCCAUUCAAUUCAACCCCGCUAGCUUAUUACCUGGCAGGCUUGUUUUCUUAGUCAUUGUGUUGAAGUAUUUUACUUUGGAAAACCAUGCUCGGUAAUUCAGACUGUCCCCUUCCUUUCUCCAGGUUCAAAAUCAAGUGUCCAAAAAAAAAAAAGAAAAGUAAAA
Molecule: messenger RNA, 1436 nt
Organism: Epinephelus fuscoguttatus (brown-marbled grouper)
Lineage: Eukaryota; Metazoa; Chordata; Actinopteri; Perciformes; Serranidae
Gene: ptp4a1
Product: protein tyrosine phosphatase 4A1
Exons: 6
Coding region: 725-1246 (173 amino acids)
Biological process (GO): protein dephosphorylation
Cellular component (GO): nucleus
Molecular function (GO): protein tyrosine phosphatase activity
Source: RefSeq, a predicted model, not a curated record